CUGCUGCCCCAGCUGAAAUAUCUUUAUAUUAAGAAAGCACGUUCGAUCAAAACCAUCGGACCUGAAUUUCUUGGCCCCCAUGCAUCAUCAGCAACGACUUCAUUUCCCAAGCUUGAAGAGCUGCAACUUCACUUGAUGGACAACUGGGAAGAAUGGUCGUUUGGUACGGUGCAGGGGGUUGAUGAAGAAAGAAGAGGAGCCCCAAGUUGCUGCCUCAUCUUAAGUGCUUGUAUCUUGCUGGUUGUCCCAAGCUGAGAGCUCUUCCUCCACUGGGCCUGUUGCCCCAGCUAAAAUACCUUUACAUUGGUAGAGCACAUGCGAUCAAAACCAUCGGACCUGAAUUUCUUGGCCUCAGUGCAUCGUCAGCAGCGACUUCAUUUCCCCAGCUUGAAGUGUUGUAUUUUAGGGAGAUGGACAAUUGGCAAGAAUGGUCGUUCGGUAUGGUGGAGGGGGUUGGUGAAGAAAGAAGAGGAGCCUCCAAGUUGCUGCCUCAUCUCAUGAAGUUGAAACUUCUGGCAUGUCCCAAGCUGGGAGCUCUUCCAGAAGGCCUACGGCAUGCCACCAAUUUACAAAAAUCGAGGAUCAAUGGAGUUUGCAACCUAAAAGAAAUCAACAACCUUCCCUCAUUGAAAUCUCUGAAAAUAGUCGGUUGUCCGAGGUUGGAGCACGUGGAGAAUCUUGAUAAGUUGCAAUACCUGAGAGUAGAUUUACAUUCUCAUUCCAUAGAGACAUCCACCACCGAUGCUGAUGGACGGACAGAGCGCCUCCCACAGUGGUUAUUGGAGCUACUCCAAAAUGCUCCCGCUACUAUGCAAAGUCUCAAAAAAUUUCGACUAACAUGCAGCUUAUCACUCCUUAGGACCUUCCUCAAGGACCGCCCCAACUGGCCCUUCGAUACACCAAAGAUCCUCCGUCCUUCGAAACCAACGUGGUGGAAUCAGAAGAAUCGGUGGAUUGAUAAAGCAAGGUUCCACAUGCAUCCUCUUGUCAUUGAGAUACCAAUGCUCGUGUUCCCUUUCUCGAGGACAGAGGAUCGCUAGGUGCUCAGGAUUUUCCCUAUCUUUCGCUUGAUGCUUUUUUUUUUCCCCUCCUUUCAUGGUUCCGUCGUUUGAUUUAAACCUUUCUGUUGGAUUUUAUUUUGCCUUCUGUAAUUUCUAUUUCCUGGAGUUCUGAAUGCAUUUGUAAUUUCCCUUUCAUGUUGUUUUGAUGACGUUAUCAUUUGCUGGUGUGUAACUUUUAGAAAUUUGUAUGCAAUAAAUGAAUAGUUUUUCUCCC
This is a messenger RNA of Elaeis guineensis (African oil palm), 1275 nucleotides long. NCBI's taxonomy places the organism in Eukaryota, Viridiplantae, Streptophyta, Magnoliopsida, Arecales, Arecaceae. The record is from RefSeq and is a predicted model, not a curated record.